Messenger RNA from Parnassius mnemosyne (clouded apollo), 2376 nucleotides. NCBI's taxonomy places the organism in Eukaryota, Metazoa, Arthropoda, Insecta, Lepidoptera, Papilionidae. The record is from the annotation of a GenBank genome assembly.
UUGACCAACAGAUUAAAAAGCGAGCACAUCACAACAAUAAGGCAAUUUACCAAACAGGAAAUAGCACAUAUAUUCAAAAAUAUGAGUCCCAAAAAAGCCCCUGGAGCGGACGGCCUAACGUCGGAUAUCUGUCAAGUCGCGUUCGAAACUAAUCCGGAAGUCCUACAAGCACUGUAUAACAAGUGCCUGAUGCUUGGUUACUUCCCAAAAACAUGGAAAAAGGCGACAAUAAAAGUAAUUCCUAAACCAAAUAGGGAAGACUACUCCCAGCCAAAGUCUUACAGACCUAUUGGUCUGUUGCCAGUGUUAGGCAAGAUACUGGAAAAACUAUUUGUCAACAGAGUCCAAUGGCAGCUAGGAAAACAAGACAGGAUGAGUCAUAGGCAAUACGGUUUCACUCCUCAAAGAAGCACAGAGGAUGCCUUAUACGACAGUAUUACUAUAAUAAAGCAAGGCUUAAAGAAAAAAGCCUUAGUCGUAAUAGUAUCACUCGAUAUAGAGGGCGCAUUUGACAAUGCAUGGUGGCCCGCCAUAGUAAGUCAACUCAAUUCUAAAAGAAUUGAUACAUCCAUGCUGAAAAUAAUAAGUAGCUAUCUGUCUGAGAGGGAAAUAUGCCUUAAGUAUGCUGGACACGCAAUACAAAAACCCACUAAUAAAGGGUGUAUCCAGGGAUCUACCUACGGCCCCAUGCUUUGGAAUGUCUUACUCGAUCCACUACUGCAAAGUACAGAAAAACUUAACACCCACGUACAAGCUUUUGCCGACGACAUCCUAAUUGUCGCUACCAAUCAAAAUGGCCAAAAACUCGAAGAAGAAGUGAAUGACACACUUAGAAUUAUAACUGAAUGGGGCCAAAAAUAUAAAUUAAGAUUUGCCCCCCACAAGACCCAAUCAGUAAUAAUCACCAAAAAACAAAAAUUUCACCGACCUGUUUUAAAAAUGGAUGGAGUAGAACUUCAGUUUUCGGAUCGAGUAAAAAUUCUGGGUCUAACAAUAGAUAAAAACAUUAACUUCAAGCCUCAUCUGGAUGAUGUUUGCCGCAAGGCCAUAAACAUAUAUAAAAUGGUCUCCAGAGCAGCAAGGGCUCAUUGGGGGCUAAACUCGGAGAUUAUAAGGACAAUUUAUUUAGCCGUAGUCGAGCCGACUAUACUCUACGCUGCCAGCUGUUGGGCCGAUACAACGGAAAGAAAAUAUAUUGAACAACGAAUCCUCAACAGAAUAACACGCAUGUUCAGUAUCCGUAUAUGUAAAGGACAUAAAACCAUCUCCCUCGUCUCAAGUGUACUUCUAGCUCAAAUUAUCCCAUUAGCACUACGAGCUGAAGAAAAUGCGGAGAUAUACGAAAUCAAGAGAGGUAAACCUAUAAAGUCACUCCCAGGAAGGUGCCUGGAGACGAGGAUUAGUCCAUAUCAUCUACCACACCCUGCUGACAGACGACAAAGAUAUUUUAAGUUAAUAACAACACAAGAAGACAUGGACAAUAUUAAUAACAACUGGAUGAAUAUUUAUACAGAUGGAAGCAAGAUGAACAAUAAGGUCGGAGCUGCAAUUACGGUCUGGCAAAACGGUAAAGAAAUCAAAAACAUUACUUGUAGACUAGAGAGUUAUUGCAGCGUCUACCAAGCGGAAUUGAUAGCCAUCCUAAAAGCGAUCAAAUUCGUGAUAGCUAAAAAAAUUUCUCAAGCCAAUAUUCUAAGUGAUUCCAGAUCAGCAAUAACAACCAUCUGCAACCCAUCAGCACUAAAUCCCAUCGCUGCAGAAAUAAAUUCAGAACUUAACAUCCUAGAAAAAAGAAACGGGGUAAUAAAUUUUUACUGGAUAAAGGCUCAUUGUGGACUAACGGGAAACGAGAGAGCAGAUGAGUUAGCUAAAUAUGCCGCUGCUCAUAAAAAGCAGAGACCCGCAUACGACUUGUUCCCAUUGUCAUACGCCAAGUAUCUCACCAGAAGCCACACCUUGCUAAAUUGGCAACACAAGUAUGAAGAGGCAUCCACCAGCGAAACUACAAGAACUUUCUUCCCGAGCAUCACGAUGGCAUACAAAAUACUUAGAAAUAUAAGCUUAACUAACAUCAUAACGCAAUUACUAACCGGUCACGGUGGAAAUAAAGCCUAUCUUUAUAGAUUUAAGUUGGCACCGUCCCCACAUUGCACAUGUGAUAAUAGCUCAUACCAAACACUUGAGCAUAUAAUUUUAGAUUGCCCACGUUUUGGCAAAAAAAGGUUCGAGUGCGAGUGCAGCAUGGGAAUGGACUUAAAAUCUAAGAAUCUAAGCUUAAUCAUGGCAGAUGACUAUUGCAGAUCUUAUUUUCUAGGCUUUGCUCUCUCUAUAUUAAAAGUCAUAAAUAAAGAGAACGGAAGUAAAGUGGUGGACUAG